AUGAUAAAAAUAAAUAAGGUACUCGAAAUUAAUAUUAAUGACAUUGCUAAUGAUAUAAAUGUAUUUGAAAAAAAAAAUAAAGGAAAUAAUAAUAUAGGGAGACUAGAAGUAAAACGCGAUAAAUGUUAUUUUCAUAAAAGAACAAUAACAAAAUAUAAAAAUACAUUUACAAUUUCAUUAGGCAGAUAUAUAUUUAUAUGUAUCCUUCAAGACAAUAAAUGGAAACUAUUCAGAUACAACUUCUCUCAUAAAGUUAGUAAAUGCAUAUGUAUUGAUAAUUUGAAUCUGUUAAUAAUACAAAAGAACAAUCAACUAGUUAUCAAGGAAUUCAAAAAAAUUGAUACGAAUAAAUCUAUAAAUGAUAUAAAAUUAUUAAAAAAACAUGUUUUUGCUAUAUAUAUCAAUUUUUUUUAUAUACACAAUGAUCAUAUUUAUGUUGUUGAGAAAUAUGGAAAACUAAUGGAACUUGAUAUAAAAGAAUUACUUGAUCCUUCUCCAUCAUUUAAAGAAAUAGAGGAUUUUGAAUUAAAAAAAAAUGAAGUUUAUUUUAAAAUUGAAAAUAACAUUAUUUUAAUUAUAGCCUAUUGUGAUAAUAAAAAAGAAGAAAUAAAUAUAAUUAUUUAUAACUUAAAAAAUAGAAAAGUUAAAUAUGUAGAAAUAGAUAUAUCAUGUUAUAUUAAAAAAGAAGAUAAUAAGAGAAAUAUUGAAUAUAUUACACUGAAUGAUAAUUAUAUAGUUAUAUUAUUUAAUACUAAUGAUUUUAUAAUUUUGAAAAAAGAAAAAGAUUCUAAUACAUACGAAAUUUAUAAAUAUCUUGAUAAAAAUAAAUCAAGUCAACUGAAAUAUUUUAACAACAAAAGUUUAAAGGAAAUUGAAUGUUAUUCAUUGGAAUACAUAAAAAAAAUAAAUAAAAUUUCUUCUAUUUAUUUAAAUAAAGACAAUAAUUUAUUUCUAAUUUACAGUGAUGUCUUCUUACCAGAUUUAUAUUUAAAUAAAAAUAAAUUUAUAUAUCCUUCAUUUGUUCGAAAUACAGGAAAUAUGUUAAAUUCUUAUUGUAAAGAAUUUGCAAAAAAAUUUUUUUCUAAGUUUCUUAGUCAAGAUAAAUUCAAUAAUAAUUCAUUAUUAUAUGAUAUAAAUGAACAAUUAAUUAAGAACACGAACAUUAAUAUGUGUAAUAUAAAUAUUUUAGAUAAAAAAAUUAAUGCAUUAGAUUUAAAUUUUAAUGAUGAAAUAUACAGUUUAUAUAGUAAUACUUUAAAUAUUUUAAAAGAAGGUUUGAACAAUAUCGAUGAUAAGCAUCAUAACCAAGAAACAAAGUUAGAAGAAGCUUUACAUAUGCCUAUUCGUUUAGACAUAUAUGAAAUAAACCAGAAUAAAAUAAAAAUACUUAAUAACGAAUUGUAUGAUGAUAUAUCUGAAAAGGGUUUUUUGAAUAUGGAAUUUCUAAAGGAUAUAGCAAAAAAUAAAAACCAAAUUGGUGACAAUCAUUUAUACAAUAAUAUAUAUUUAUGUGAAAUAGAUAGACAUUUUUUAAUUUUAGAAAACAUAUAUGAUGAUUUUAAUUUAACAUUGUAUGAAGUAAAAUUUUUAAAUAAAAUAGAAUUAUUAAUUUAUCAAUUUUUUAAUAAUUAUUAUGAUUCUAUUUUAUUAGCUGAGCGUAAACAUUUUAGUUUAGUUCAUCAAUUUUAUGUUUAUUCUGUAUAUGAUUAUAGUGGAAAAUAUUUCGAUGCUCCUUUAAUUGAUUAUCAAUGCUUAUUUAAAAUUAAAAAUAUAUUUGAUUUCCUUGAAAGAGCAAUAAAAUAUGAUCCAUUUUUAUUUAGAGAUGAAGAUGAUGAAAAUAUAAUUGAGCUUUUAAAUUUAAAAAAUAAUUCAAAUAAUAAAUGUGAUAAUGUCAUAACUAAUUUAAAUAUAGAUGAAGAGAAUAGUAAUUAUCAUAAUUUAUUUUUUCUACUUAAUGAAACUAAUCCCUUCUCAUCUAAAUAUGUUAAUAAUUAUUACAACGUAAAAAAAAUAAAUACUACAGCUUUAUUCAACAAUAUAGAUAUAAAUAUACAUUUAUAUAAAUUAAAAAAUGUUUUAUAUUAUUCUCUAAAAAGAAUAAAUUAUAUAUUAGAAGAGGAAAAUGAAUCAACAUAUUCAAUAAAUUCUGAAGAUGAAGAGGACGAAGAAAAUAUUAUAAUUAAAUUAACAAAAAACAAAAUUAAAAAAAAAAUAAAGACAAAAACAAAUAUAAAGAGAGAAUACGAGAAUGAAAAAGAAUAUAAUGAAAAUGAAUAUGAUUCAUUUGAUGAAAAAGAGGAUGAUGAAAGUUGUAUCAAUAAAAUAUGGGGACUAUCAAUUAAUGAGGAAGAGUUAGAUGAAUAUGAUUCCUCUUUAGAUUUAUUAAAAGAAAAAAAACAUGAGAAAAAAGAGAUGGAAGACAAAAAUUUUAAUUUACUUAAUACAGAAUUAAAUGGGAAUGAUGACCAUUUAAUAAAUAUAAAGGAAGAUGAAAUCUUAAAAAAAAAAUUAAUUAAUUAUAAAAGAGAAAUAAUAAGUCAAAUUUAUAAAUUUAAACUAUAUAGAUAUAUAAUGAAAUUAUUGGAUAAAGAAAGAAGUAAUAACUAUUUUUCUAAAUUUGAUGAAAAAAAUAAAAAUUUAAAUAUAAUAAAAUGUAAUAACAAAAAUAAAUUUUCUGAUAUUUUUAACAUUUUUAAGAAAAAUACAAAUGAUUCAAUAAAUAUAAAUGAAGAAAAAAACGAUAAUAAAAAAAGUAAUAAUAAUGAUGAUAAAAAUUUAAAUUCAACUAAUAUAUAUAUUAUUAGUUGGACAAAAUUUAAAUAUCAUUAUUCUCCAUUUGAUAUUUUAAAAUAUUUCUUAAUUAAUCAAAAUUAUCUUUUGAUAAAAAUAUUCUAUAAAUACUUUAAUACAUUUGUCAAUUAUAAUUGGCAAAAGAUUUAUUAUUAUAUUCCAAUAAAUACAAAUAUUGAAGAUUUUUUUUUUCUGUUACCAAUUAUUAAAAAAACGGAAGAUUAUGUAGAUACAUAUGAAUUAAAUGAUUAUAAUAUUAAAAAUAAUAAUAAUAAUAAUAAUAAUAAUAAUAAUAAUAAUACAAUUAUCAAUAAGGGAAUUCAGUGUUCCAAUAUUAAAUCAUCUGAGAAUAUUGGUGAUAUAUUAGAAAAUGAAUCUUUAAAUAAUUUAGAAAGUAAAAGAAGUGAAAAAGAAUAUUCCUUAUUUUUUUAUAAAAAUAUUGACAUAAAUUGUAUUAAAAAUUUUGAUAUAGAAUGUAAUGAAUGUGCUUUUUUUGAAUUUUUUAUAAAUAGAAGUAUUAAUAUUAUAAAGAAAACACAUUUAAUUAAAAGUCGUCUUUUAGCAUUUGCUUAUAUUUGCUUAAAACAAAUAAAUAAUAAUAACAUUUAUAAAAUAUUUAAAUAUGAUAAUUUAUUAAAGAAAUACACUUUUAAUAAAAGAUAUUUUAUUGCAUCUGAUAAUAAUAUUUUAAAUAAAAAUAAAAAUUAUUCCAAUAAUUUAAUAGAAGACUAUGAUAAAAAUAGAAAAAACUCGAAAGAAGGAAAUGUAGAUAUGAAUGAGGAAAAUAAUAUAAGUACAUUUAAUUUUAAUGAUAUUAUAUUCAUAAAAAACAAUUUGUUUGUUAAUUUAAAAAAAGAUAAAAUUUCAAAUAAAAAUGUUAUAUUAAUGUAUAGUUUUUUUAUUCUUAUUAAAAUGUAUAUUAUUUGUAAAGAGAAUAAUAAAAAUAUAAAAUUUGAUGAAUUUUUAGAAAUGGAUAUUUAUGAUAGAUUAUGCUUGAUUUUAGAUUUUGAUAUAAAAUACUUAUCCUAUGAAUAUGACCAAGAAAAUUAUAUAAAAAAUUUUUAUGAUAAAUUUCAAGAUAUUUUACAGAAUUAUAAAUUUAUCAACGAGCAUAUAAUAACAACUAAUAAAAAUUAUCUAAUUUUCGAUAAAGAAGUGGUUAAUUUAAGUUAUAAAAGGGCAAAUAAUUUUUUAGAAUGCUUAUAUAUAAAUGCUUUAUAUUCAUCACAACAACUUUUUAUAAUAUUUUGUUUAAAAACACUGGAAAUAUUACAAUCAAAAAACUUUUGCUCUAAUUACGAAAAAUCAAGUAAAAGCAUAUCAUGUUUAUUAAGUGAAAACUUACUCGCAGAUAAAAAAAAAAAAAAGAUGAAAAAAAAAACAGCUGAAUUAGAUAAGGUAUUAAUUUUUUUAAAAUAUAUUUACUUUAUUUAUAAAAACAGAAUUAUUUUUAAUGAUGAUUAUGAAUAUUCUUUUUUCUUUUUAAUAAUUUUUUAUAAACACAUGAAAAUAAAUUUACUAUAUUUUACAUCUAUAUUUAAUGAUUUUUACAAUCUUUUGCCUAAACAAAUUAAAGUAAAUAAAGAAAAAUUAUCAUUAGAUCAAAUACAUAUGAAAAGUCAAUUGUGUUCUGAAAAAAUUAUAUCAGAUAGUAAGAGAGAUACUAAUUUCUUUAAUCUUAUUCACGUUUUUAAAACAAGUGAUAGUUAUAGUAACACAAUAAUAUUAGAUGAAUAUUUGAGUCAUAUUGUUAUUUAUUAUUAUGAUAGCAUUAAAAAGAAUAACUUAAAAUUACAAACAAAUUUUGAAGAAGAAGAAAAAUUAGACCAAUGUAAAUUAAUAGAAAGGUAUUUAGAUAUGUUUGAAAAACAUUUAAAUGCAUUGGAAUUAGUAAAACAUUUUAAAAAGGAUUUCACUAGACAAGAAUAUGACUUAAAAAUAAAUAUUGAUAUAAUUAUAAGUUCAAGAAAUAAUAUAAAAAAAAAUAUAGUAAAUAUAUACAAAUUAUUUAAAAUCAUCAUAUUAAACACUAACUAUAAAGAUAAUAAUUUCACUAAGAAUUGUUUACAAUUAUAUUACAAUUUAUUUUUAUACUCUGAUUUAUAUUUAUAUUUUUUGAUUUUAUUUUAUAUUAUCUUAUUUUAUUCUAGUGAUUUCGAAUAUUUGUAUUCUUUUAUGAAAUUCUAUAAAGAAUAUAGUCAUUUAGAUAUGAACGAAUAUAGUUAUAUAAUAAAUUAUUUAAUUACUAACAGAGUAAAAAGUAUUACUAUAUAUGACAAUUUUAUAGAAUUAUAUAAUUUUUUAAAAAAAGUAUAUUCUCCAGAAAAUUUUUUCAAUUUAAAAAAGAAUGAUGAAAUUUUAACAAAUUUAAGAAUACUAUACUAUAUACAAAAUUUUAUAAAUAAAAAUAGAUACAUAACAUCGUCAGAUGGCACUAAUACACACAAAAAAAUUUCUGAAUCAAAUGAAGAUAUAUAUAAAUCUUUUUCUAAAUUAAUUUCACAGUCCUAUGAAAAAGGCAGUAAGAAUUAUAUAAAAAAAAAAUAUAUAAAUGACAAAAUGUUUAUUUUUUACAAUAGUAUUUUCUAUGAUAGUUACAUAAAAGUGAAAAUGGAAGUAAACAAAUUUAAAAUAUUUAAAAAUAUUGUUGAAAAUAAUUUAAAUCUAUGUUGUAAUUAUAGAAAAACUUUAAAUUUAAUAAAAUUGCUAAAUAUAAACAGUGAACAUUUGAUUGAUACUAUUAUAUAUGUUAUAUAUAUAUUAAGAAUAAAAAAAAAAACUCAAAUGUUACCUUUUUAUUUAAUUCUUUUUAUAAUUUUAUUCCAAAACCAAAAGUUAAGAAAAAAUUAUAAAUUAUUUCUUGAAAAUGUUAUCAUAUAUUAUAGUAAGUUUUCAGAACAAUCAAUUAACUAUAUAUAUAAUUUUUCUAUGUUUUUUUUCUCUCAUCUAUCUUUAAAUUAUUCUUUGUGCUUAAAUAAUAUUUAUAAAUUAUUUUUAAAAAAAAAAAGAUUUCUAACCAAAAAAAUAAAGAAAGGCAAUGAAAUGUACCAAUUUAAUAAUUUUACAUCUGUUUAUCAGUUUUUAAAUGAACAAAUGGAUGAAACAAAAAUAAAAGAUAAAAAAUCCACCGAUAAUAAAACUGGAGAAAGCAUCAAGCAAGAUAAAAUAUUCGGUGUGUUUAAUAGAAUAAAUAAUAAUCAAAAUAAUAAAAGUGAAUAUACUUAUAAUAUCUUAACAAAUAAGGAAGAAAAAAUAUUAUUUAUGAGGGAAUAUACUGAUAAUUUAAAUAAUAAUAAAUAUAAAAAUAAUAAAGACAAAACCUAUUCUGAUAAUGAAAAAAAUAAUUUUACUGAAUAUUUUGUUGAAAGCAUAAUAAAAGAUGAAAAAGGUACUUCUAAGAGUCAAGAAACAGAAAACUGUCUUGAUCCAUUUAUUCAAAAUGAAAUAAAAAAAGAUAAUAUACAUAACAAUAAAAUUAAUUUAAAUUAUGAAUUUGAUAAUAAUCAUAUAAUAGAUUAUAAAUACGAAAAUAAGAAUAAUGAAAAAGUAAAAUAUUUAAACGAAAUUCAAAUAAAUGGAAAUAUAGAAGCAUAUGAUGAAAAAAUGGAUGAAGAAAUAGAAAAAGAAAUGAAAAAAGAGAAUGAGGACAAAGAUAAUUCAAAUAAUUUGGGCUACAACUAUAUAAAUGAAAAUGAUUUUGAUGAGGACGAUUAUGAAGAAAAUUAUUUUGAUGAAAACAUUUUUGCUGAAAAUUACAUUAAUGAAAGUAAUAUUGAUGAGAGUGAUACUGAUGAAAAUAAUAAUGAAGUAACUAUUUUUGAUGAUAAUUUUAAUAGUGAAAGUGAUAAUGAUAUGAAUAACUUUAUUAAAAAUGAUAUUAGUGAUGGCCAUAAUGAACUAAAUGAUAAAGAUGAAAUAGAUAUUGAUGAAAGCGAUAAUGAACUAAGUAGUGAAUAUGAAAAUAAGAUUUAUGAAAAUUCUGAUGAGGAAAACGAAUCUGAUCAUUAUUUUUUAGAAAAUUGUUAUUAUGAUAAUAAAAAAAACAAAGAUUUAAGGAAUGAAAAGGAUAAAUCAUUAAAUUAUGAAAAUGAAAAUAAAAAAAAUGAUGUAAAUUAUAAAGAAGAUUCAACACAUGAAGAGAAAAAAAAUUCUGAAAAAAACACUAUCAAAUAUUUAAAUAAAGAAAAUUUUAAUUUAUUUUACACAUACAAUUUAAGUAAUAAAUUUUCAAAUGAUGAAACAAUAUAUAAAAACAACUUAAUAUAUUUCUUUAUAAAAAAGGUUAAUAAUAAAAUAAAUAAAUACAAUGUUAGAAAAUGGGAUACAGAUAAUAUUUUUAAAAUAGUAAAUAAGAUUAAGAACAUUUUUAAAAAAAAAGAAAAAUUAAAACAAAGAGAUAAUUUAUUUUUACAUUGCUUUCAUAUGAAAAAUGAUUUAAAAAAAGAAUAUAAUAAUAAAAAAAAAGAUAUGUACUACUCUCUAAUUAGUAAUGAUAUUUAUUUUGCAUUUGUCUAUUUAUUAAGUGUUGAAGAUUAUGCAUUUAUUUAUACAUUUAUAAAAAAGAUUAUACUAAGUAAUUCUAUUCUAAUUAAUAGAAAACUUAAAAUCAUUGAUACUCUUUUAGUCAGUAUAUAUAAUUUUCGCAUAAUGGACCAGCAAAAAUGUAACAUUAGCAAAAAUAAUAAUAAUCACAAUGUUUUUCUACAAAAAAUUAUUUGCUUAUUAAUUAUUAUAAGAUAUUUAUUAUUUCAUCUACAUAUAAAGAAAAUUAAUAUGAUAAAUAUAAAAAAAUUGUUCUUUGAAGAUAACUAUAAAAAAAAUAUAGUAGAAAAUUUAGAUAAAAGAGCAUGUGAUGAAAUUUUAGAAAUUUUAAUAAAAACUGCUGAUAUUUCAAAAGUACAUUUAUUAGAAAUUAACUAUAAAUUAAUAAAAAAGAAAAGCUAUUUAAUAUAUAAUAUAGCGCUAUUUGAAGAAAAAGAUAUUUCAAGCAAUUUUCAUAUUUAUAAAAAUAAUCCAUUCAAUGAAGAAACAAAAAAGGAAAAAAGAUUUCAAUAUAUGUUUGAAAUAGAAACAGAAAAAGAAAUUCUAAAUCAAUUUCAAAAAAAUGAAAAAAAUGCACUACUUCAUUAUAUAUUAACGAACUUUAAAUAUUUAAAUUUUAACAUAAAUUUUAUUUAUAAAAUAUUAUAUUAUAUAUAUGAAACUUGUUUGUAUAAUAUAUGUUCUUCUAUAUAUUUUAUAAAAAUAUCCUUCUAUAAUUUUAAUUUAGGAAAUAUUUUUUUUUCUAUAUCAAAAAUAAUAAAAAAAUUAUCUCUUGAUGAAAUAAUAAGCAAGCUAAUUGAAUUAAGAUGUGUUUUUAUAUAUUUAAAUGAAUUACAAUUAGUGGGAUCAGAGAAAAAACAAACAAAUGAAAGAGCUAACAAAAAUGAAAAUAAAAAUAGCAUAAAUAAUUAUGAAAAUGAAAGUUCUAAUAAUAACAAAAUAAUGGAUAAUAUAAAUAAUAGUAAUAAUUAUAAGAAUAAUUUAUCGUAUGAUUAUUGUUACAAAAUACCAGAACAUUUAUAUAGUUCCAUGCAUAUGAUAUACAAUUCAAAAAUAUUAAAUAAUUUUAAUUUUUGUAUUAAUGAAGUAAAGAAUAUAGAUUCAUCACUUUAUCAUAAAAAUAUAAAUUUUUUAAAAAGUAGUAACAAUGUUGAAAUUUACAAAUUGGAAAAAAAAAAUAUAUAUGAUUACUAUAUUUUCUUAAUUAAAAAAUUAAAUAUAAAUCCCUAUUUUUAUGACUUAUGUUUUUUAUUAAGAAAUUUAAAUAUAUAUUUUCAUUCUUUUUUUUAUAUAAGUGAGAAAAAUUAUGAAAAAGUAAAAGAAUUGUUUAAUCCUGAUGAAGAUGAUUAUUUAAAAUUUUUGAUGUUAAUGCUAUUAAAGAAAAAUUUUCUUUUAUUUGAAAAAGUAAAAAAUAUUGAAAAUAACGUUUACAGAUAUUUUUAUUCAAAUGAAAAGUAUCAUAGCAUAUUUAUGAAGUUUUUUACUUUUCAUAUUUUAUUAAAAUUAAAAAAUGAAAAUGAUGAUUCCUUAAAAAUAUUUAAUAUCAUAAAUAAAAAAUUUAAGGAUAUUAAAUAUAAUAUAGAGUUAGAUUUUAAUAAAUGGCUUCUUAUGAGUAAAAAAAAAAUGAAUAACUUUUCAAAUUUUUAUAAGUUCAUGGAUAAAUUUAGUAUAUAUUAUUCAGAAAAAUUCUUAAAGUUAGUUGUAGAUAAUAUAUAUAAGUUAGACAUCUUAUUUAUCAUUCUUUUAUCCCAGAAAAAUAAGAAAAUAUUAGAAUAUAUUAUUCUUAAAAUUUUGAUUGUGCUUUUUUUUUCGCGUUCCUCUAAAUGUACUAAUAUUUCAGUAAAUGAUUUUUUUCGUUUUAUUUUUUCAGUUAAUAAAAAAAAAUUAAAUUUAGAGAAGUGUUCAUUUCUUGAUGAAAUAUUUAAUGAGGAAAAAUGUUUACAUAAAAAAAAAAAAAAAAAUUAUAUAAAUAAUUAUGAUAAGAAUCAUCAGCUAACUAUUAAUAAAAGUUUAAAUAUAAUAAGAAAAGAACAUGAUAAAUAUACUGAUAUUGAUGAAGAUUUUAACAUUGAUAAAGAUGUACAUAUAGAUAAAAAUAUUAGCACUUGUGAUGAUAGUGAUAUUGAUAUUAUUAAAACAAAUGAUAUUGAAAAUAUUAAUAUGGAAAAACAUGAUAUAAAUAUUAAUAAAAAUAUUAUUAAUGAAAAUAUUAAUAUUGAUGAAAGUAUUAAUAGUGUUUAUAUAAAUGAAGACUUUAAAUUUGAUGAAAUUAAUAACAUUAAUAUUUAUAACCAUGAUUACAUUAACAAGGACUUUAAUAUAGAAAAUAUUAGUGUUGAUGAACAAGUAAACCCUAUUGAAGAUAAUAAUAAUGAAAAUGAAAAAAUAGAAAAUUUUGCUGAACUUAAUGAACACAAUUAUGAAAUGAUCAUUAAUUUUUGUUUAAAUUAUUUGAGUAAAGAAAAAAUUAUAAAAAUGAUAAUAGAAAAUGAAUUAAAUAGUUUAGUAUUUUUAAAAUUUUCUUAUAAUGUAAAGGUUUUAAGUAUAUAUGAAAAAUCAAAACACAUUUAUAAUUAUUUAAAUAAUAUAAAUAAAUGUAAUAUCUUUUUUUCUAUUAAAAUAUUAGUUAAAUUGUUACUAAGAAGCAAAAUGAAACAAAAGAAUAAUACUAUUUAUCACUUUUUUCUGAUUCUUCAUAUCCUUUAUUAUAUAAAAAAAAAUUUAUUUGUUAUAAAAAAAGAAGGAAAAAUAGAUGAACACUCGGAUUUUUACUUUAAAAAUGAUGUCAAAACGAAUGAAGAAUCUUAUAAAAAUAACAAUAAUAAUAAUAAUGGAAGUAAAAUGAGCUACUUCAAUGAUGUCACAUAUAAUUUAGAUAUUAUAAUCACUAAUAAAUUAUACAUAUUGAAAAGCUUAAUAAUAUUAUUAUUUAUUAAAUUGACAAAUAUAUUUUUACCUUCUAUUAAUAAAAUAUACUUUAAUAAAGCAAAAGAUUAUAUAUUUAUUGAUGAAAAAGGUGAAAUUAAUUUAAAAUAUGAUAUUAGUGAUUUUAUAUUUUUAAUUUUGAAUUUUAUUGACAUGAUUUAUACAAGAGGAUAUGAAUUCAUCUAUAUGAGUAUAUUAUUUUUAAUAGAAUAUUGUUUAGAAUUAUUUUGUGAUAAUAAUGAUAUAAAACAUAUAAAUAUAUCUAAUAUAUUAAUUUUUAACAAAGCGGAAAACUUGAUAAAUGAAUAUAAAAAAGAUUAUGGCUUAUUUGAUGAUAAAGAUAACGUAUUAAAUUUUGUAACUAAGGAAAAUUAUGAUAACAUAAAAAUUAUGUUAAGUGCAAUAUAUUUAAAAAUACUUAAAAAUUGCGAUAAUUCUAUUUUAUUAGUAUGCAAAAUUAUGAUAGGUAAUAGAUUAAAUCUAGGAGAUGAAAUGGAUCUGUUAAAAGUUGUAAAGAAUGAUUUUCUUUUUUUUUUUACAUACAAUAAUUCUAUAUUAAAAUCAAAUAAGCAAAAUAUAUUGUUACAGAGCAAUUUAAAAAAAAUAUCCAAAGAAAAAAAUGAUCUUUUCCAAACAAAAAUUUAUACUUUUAUUAAAAUACUUUUAAUAAUAAUAAAAUACAAUAUAAAUUCUUUUAAAGAUUCAGAAUAUUACCAAACAAUUAAGCAAAUCAUUAGUGACAAUCAGUGGUUCAUUAUGUAUAACGGUUAUUAUGUAAGUGGAGAAAAUGAAAUAAAUUUUCUUUGCAAAAAUAAAAAUAAAGAUAAUGAUAAUUCUUCUGAUAGUAGUAGUACUGAAUUAAGUCAAACAUUAAAAUUGUAUUCAUUGAAUACUACUAAAAAUAAAAGUGAAACAAGUAAAAAUGAUAAAAAUUCUGACGAAGAGAAUUGUAAAGAUUUUCUUAAAGAAAAAUUUAAUGAACAAUUUAAAAUGAUAGAUUUAAUAAACUCUAAUGAAAUAAAAAAUUAUAACGAAAGUGUAAGUAGAAGCAAAACUGGUGAUAAUUUUUCUACAUGCCAACAUGUAAUAGAAAAAUGUGAAAUAUCAUAUUAUGAAAAUGAUAAAAAUGAAAAUAAAAAUACAAAAAUUGAAAACAAUAUAUUUGAUGAUACCUUAUAUAAGAAUAAUAAUGAAAACUCUUAUGUAAAUGAAGAAUUAUCAGAAAAAAAAUUUAGUGAAAUUAAACCAGACGAUAAUGAAAUGAGUAAUGAAGAAGAUGAGUUUUUUAAAUAUAAUAUAUUUAACUCAAAAGAUGUUAUUUUAAAUGAAUAUGGAAAAGGAUUUUUAUCAUUUUAUAUAAAUAAAUUAAAUAAUAAUGAAAAUUGUGAAAAGCAUUUUAAAACAAUUUAUAAAAAAUCGAAAAUGAUUGAUUUAAUGGAAUAUUGUAAAUAUAUAUUAAAGUAUUGGAGAAUUGAAAUGGAAAAUGAUAAAAAAAGUGAAGGAAUGCAAAUUUUAAUAUUUUUUGCAAACUAUUUUAAUUUUUUUCAAAAUUUUAUAAAAUAUAAAAUUAUUUUAAAAUUAUAUAUUAAUAAUAAUUUUAAUGAAGCAGAUGAAAUAUUAGGUAAUAAGAGUGUCUGGAGCUGGUAUAGAAAUGAUAUGAAAAUAAAAAAUAACAUUGAGAAUUAUUUAACAAAAGAUAUUUCAUGUAAUAAUUUCUUCAAUAAUAUAGGGGAUGAUAAAUUUUUGAAAAAUUUAUAUAAGUUUUAUUAUAAAAAUAAUUUUCAAAAAGGCAAUUUUUAUAUGAAAAAUUUUCGCAACAAUAAAUAUAAUAAAAAAUUUCUUAGAAGUAUGUAUAUGCAAUAUUAUGCUUUUAUUAAAUAUACAAAGGAAGAUAAUGAAGAAAAUAUUACAAAUUUUUACCUUAAUAGGAGUGAUAAAGAAGAAAAUGACUGCUUUAAUAAUAUUAAUAAUUUACAUAAAGAUCAGAACGAUGUUAAUAAACAAAAUUAUGAUUACAAUAUAUUUCCUUUAUUUUUCUUAAGUGUUUUAGAAGUUUAUAAAGACACUACUGAUGUUUAUGAUUUUUACUAUCAAUCUAUCAUUUAUAAAUUAAUGAAUGAUCAUGAAUUAAAUAUAAAUAAGUUGCAAUUACUUUAUCAAGAUUUACAAAAAUACUUUCAAAACAAAUUAAUUAACUAUGAUAUAUAUUUAAUGCUUUUUUAUUAUCAAUAUUUUUCAUUUCAAUCUAUUUAUAAUUCAAAUACAAAUAUUAAUUUUUUGAAUAAAAGUGAACAAAAAUUAAUAUUAUACAUGUGGGUAAAAUAUACUCAAUCACUUUUAAAAAAGUAUAGGUCUAAGAGUAGUUUAUCUAAUGUCUUCUAUUAA
Plasmodium relictum is the source of this 12642-nucleotide messenger RNA. RefSeq names its product conserved Plasmodium protein, unknown function. The record is from RefSeq and is a predicted model, not a curated record. Lineage: Eukaryota; Apicomplexa; Aconoidasida; Haemosporida; Plasmodiidae. The transcript has 5 exons. The coding region runs from base 1 to 12642 and encodes 4213 amino acids.